This is a messenger RNA of Cooperia oncophora, 1113 nucleotides long. The record is from the annotation of a GenBank genome assembly. NCBI's taxonomy places the organism in Eukaryota, Metazoa, Nematoda, Chromadorea, Rhabditida, Trichostrongylidae.
AUGGGUGAUGCAGUUGAUUUUACUCUAUUCAAUAUUCUAUCACUUAUACUACCUCCAAUUAGUGAAAUGUCCAAAGAUCUCGAAGCUGUGCAGUUGAAUGAGCGUAGGAUCAUUAAUAACGUAUUAGAUCCGAAUAUUUAUGAUUCAUCAGUACCAUAUAAACCGCCAGCAGAAGUUGUACCGGUGUUUUCUUUGCACCACGUGGAGAAUGUGACAUGGAAAGAUAAGCGGCUUGCCUGGAACGUUUCUGAGUACGGAAAUGUUAGAGAGAUAAUACGUCGGAAAAGUCAGUUAGUUGGCAGGAUAUGGCUACCGAAAUUGUACUUAACAGAAAUAUUCUUCCGCACAGCGAAUAUCCUGACUUCUGAAACUACCGAACUAACCAUCAUACACACUGGUCUUGUUAAAUGUGAGGUUAAGAUUCUUGUGAAAACAUCAUGUUAUUUCGAAUACGACAACUAUCCAAACGACAAUCAAAACUGUUCAUUUACAAUGUAUAGUCCAUUUACUAUAGAUAAGAUGAAGUUCACUGAAUACGGUGGAGCAGAGAAAAGUGCAUUCUACCGAUCCAAGUCUGGUACAAAUCCAUCGAAGGUGGACGUUGGCGACUUCGUUCUGGAGAGAAUCGAUUCAAAAAACGUUUACUUGUUAGCAGGAUCCAAACUAGUGGAGAAUAUUGACAGGUAUCCACCAAAGAUGGUCCGCUCUGUGUAUUGGUAUAAUUUGGUUUUCCGUCGUCACAAUAUUUAUUACGUGACUCGAAUGGCAAUGCCAUUGUUCACUAUUAGCUGCUUGACGUACGCUUUUUGCCUUCUACAUUCCCACCACGGCUUGAUCUGGUUGCUGCUUUGUCUCGCCGUCGAAAUUAUAAACGGUGCGAUACUACUGGAGAAUCUACCACCAGAUUAUACAAAAAUGCCACCAAUAGGCCUUAUUGCAACUCUUGUGCUAUUUGAAACGAUAUGCUUGAUAAUAUGGCGAUUCGCUACCAUAUUCAUCACGCAAACACUACCAGAUCGCUCAGAUUUACGAUCGAAAAUUGAUCUUGUAGAAAAUUUCUUAUGUGUGUAUUUUGUUAUACGAAUUAUUCAUAUUUACAUAAAACUUUUCUAA